This is a messenger RNA of Anopheles stephensi (Asian malaria mosquito), 5659 nucleotides long. RefSeq names its product protein strawberry notch (gene sno). Gene Ontology annotation, molecular function: histone binding; chromatin DNA binding. Gene Ontology annotation, cellular component: nucleus. Gene Ontology annotation, biological process: regulation of DNA-templated transcription. The record is from RefSeq and is a predicted model, not a curated record. Lineage: Eukaryota; Metazoa; Arthropoda; Insecta; Diptera; Culicidae. The transcript is spliced from 12 exons. The coding region runs from base 757 to 5130 and encodes 1457 amino acids.
CAACGAGCAGGGCGCGCACACAUGGUUAACCUUCGUCUCCUGAACCCGUUCCUGAACAAAACGCGAUAUUACAUUGCCGUGGUACAAGCAAGCCUCGAUUUUCACGCUCGCCUCGCAAAUUGUGUGUGUUUUUCCCCACGCCUGGUAAAAUAAAGCCUUCGCAGUUGUACUUAAUCGACGCCCACACCUCACAGUUGCCAAGUGUGCGUGUCCCGAAGCGAAAGCUGUGCGCAUUACGUAAAUAACAAGUCGGUAAAGAUUGUUUUGAAUAUUCGCGUACAAUCCUUGGCUCGGGAAGUCGGUCGGCGAUUCCUUUCCAUUGGGGCGAGCGUACGUCGGGUGCUUCCUGUACGCUUCACAGCCCACCCCUCAAACCAGCUAUCUCGUGGCUGUGCAGUGCAGUGUGUUGUGAGAUCGUCGAUUUUGCCCGUGACCGAUCCGGCAAGCACACAAGUGUGCACAGGAACCGGAAUAAUCGGGCCAGUAGUGUGUCGGUGAAGGGGGAUUGAUGCGGUUUCGUGACGGUAGGAGUGUGUCCGCAAGUGGUUAGCUAAAAACAGCUGCAGCGGCAUUGGUGCAGGCAGCAGUAGCGCACCAUCAACACGGAUCCCCCGGAUGUGCUGGUAGUGACUGCGAAAGUGCAACGCAAAACGGCGUGAAAAUAGUUUACGAAUACAUUCCGGCAUUCGCGGCAGUGAUCGGUGGAAGGUGCGAGUUCCACGCAAAAGCUGCAAGACCGACGUGAAGGAAACCAGCAUGAAUCGAAUGGCGCUGAAGAAGUCUUCCUACGGUAUUGAAGAGGAUGAUGACGACGAGGAGGAAGAGGCCGACGACAAGGGAGGCGAUUCAACUGACUCUGAUUUCGACGACGAUGAAGAUCCGGACGAGAUUGAAGUACCAGGCGGUGGGAAAGAUCUUGCAACGGUUGCCACGCUAACGAAGAAGUACAAAACGGAAGCGGCCAGCAGUUCGAACGUCGUUGGCGCUACUGGAUUGAACCGGAUCGGUAUGGCAGCGACCGGCAUUAGCAAAACCGACCCACAGCCCCAACAGCCACAGCAGCAGCAGCACAAACAACAACCGGCGCAGCAGCAGCUGAACAAGAUCAGCAACUUUGUGAUGAAGCAACCUUCCAAAGAUUCGAUUGCGGCGGCAAGUGGUGGCACCGGCGGCUACAACACAACCGCCAUGAAGCCAAGCGUCGGUGCAAGGUUAGGUGGGGUUGGUACGACACCGGGCACCGGUGGCAGUGUGGAAAUGUCCGGCAUGGGGUACGGUGGAAACUCAUCGCUCGCCGGUGGUGGCGGCACCACCAGCACGAUCGGUGCCGACAGCAUGAACAAAAUCAUGACCAACCAGCUAAUGUUGCAAAACCUGCAAGCGAUGCUGGUGGCCAACCCGCACUACCUGACCAGCGGCAUACCGACGCAAUUGAUCUCACAGAUGGUGAUGGCGGAUCCCAGCAAGCUGCAGUUGAACCAAAUGCCCGAAGAGGAAGAAGCGGAGGACGAAGAGAUGGGUGUGGCGGAAACGUACGCGGAAUACUGGCCCGCAAAAUUGAAAAUCGGUAAAAAGCAUCCGGAUCCGGUGGUGGAAACGGCUUCGCUAUCUUCCGUGGAACCGAGCGACGUUUACUACCAGGUAUCCAUCCCCCCGGAGACGAUCAACGGUGGGUUGUUGAGUGCGCUGCAGCUAGAAUCGAUAACGUACGCGAGCCAGGCCCACGCCCACCUACUGCCGGACGGUACGCGGGCCGGCUUUUUGAUCGGCGACGGAGCGGGUGUUGGUAAGGGCCGCACGAUCGCCGGCAUUAUCUACGAGAACUAUCUGAAGGGGCGCAAAAAAUCCAUCUGGAUAUCGGUGUCGAACGAUCUGCGGUACGAUGCGGAACGGGAUUUGCGGGACAUUGGAGCGGGGAAAAUCGAGGUGCUUGCACUGAACAAGCUAAAGUAUGCCAAAAUUAACUCCUCCGUUAAUCACAACGUCAAGAAGGGUGUUAUAUUCGGCACAUACUCCGCCCUGAUCGGGGAGUCGCAAAGCACGGCGGGAAAGUACAAGUCACGGUUGAAGCAGCUGCUCCAGUGGUGCGGCCCAGACUUUGAUGGUGUGAUCGUGUUUGACGAGUGUCACAAGGCGAAGAACUUGUGCCCGGUCGGGUCGAGCAAACCGACCAAAACGGGUCUGACGGCGUUGGAGCUGCAGAACAAGCUGCCGAAGGCGCGCGUAGUGUAUGCGUCCGCUACGGGCGCGUCCGAGCCGCGCAACAUGGCGUACAUGGUGCGGUUGGGAAUAUGGGGCCAGGGAACGCCCUUUCCUUCGUUUAACGAUUUUAUACAGGCCGUUGAAAAGCGUGGAGUCGGUGCGAUGGAAAUUGUGGCAAUGGAUAUGAAGCAGCGUGGAAUGUACAUUGCCCGACAGCUCAGCUUCCACGGUGUAACGUUCAAGAUAGAGGAGGUACCGCUGACGAAGGACUUUAAGCAGGUGUACGAUGCGUCUGUUGAGCUGUGGGUGGAAGCGAUGCAAAAGUUUACCGAAGCGGCAGAACUGAUCGAUGCCGAGAGCCGCAUGAAGAAAACGAUGUGGGGCCAGUUCUGGUCGGCGCAUCAGCGUUUCUUCAAGUAUCUGUGCAUCGCGUCGAAGGUGAACCACGCCGUGAAGGUGGCCCGGGAAGCCAUCAAGUACGGCAAGUGCGUCGUCAUCGGGUUGCAAUCGACCGGCGAAGCGCGCACGCUCGAGCAGCUCGAGCGUGACGAUGGUGAGCUGAGCGAUUUCGUUUCCACCGCCAAAGGUGUCCUGCAGUCGUUGGUGGAAAAACAUUUCCCAGCGCCGGAUCGAAACCGUAUCAAUCGGUUGCUGGGGUUGACGGAAAAUCGUACCCAGCUGAACAGUAUUCUGGACGAUAUUGCCCGUAGCAGGAAGGAGCAGGCUGCUGCCGCAUCGUCGACCGGGCGGGACGCGAAACGUAAGCGGGCCGGAAUGGCUGCAACGAAAGUGGCGGGCGUGCCAAAGACAAAGCGUUCCAGAAACGACGGUUCGUCGGACGAGGACGAUGGUUCGUCGUCGGAUGCGUCGUCGUCUGCUUCUUCGCCGAAACGGUCGAACGAAUCGGACUUUCAACCGUCGGACAGUGAACCGGAAGAGAGCGACAACGACGACCACUACGACAGUGCUGCCAGCCAGAGCGACGAGUACAAUCCAUUCUUUACCGGGUCGGGCAGCGACGACGAUGAUCCGUGGGUGAGCAGCAAAACGAAAUCGUCCGUUAGCAGAUCGUCGAAGGUGAAGACGAAAGGUAAGUCUUCUACUGCUGCCGCUACUCCGAUGGCGGUUGCUGCAACGGCCGCAAGGAAGAAACCGGUCAGCACGCAGGACAAGAUACAGGCGCACCUGACGAAGAAGCAAACCGACACGAAGCCCACCACGAUUCAGUCCAGCAACGGGUUCUCGAUCCAGCUGGCCGGUGGUCCACCGCCCAAGGAUGCCAUCGAACGGGCGUGCCAGAUGAAGGACGAGCUGUUGGCGAAGAUAGAGCGUUUAGGCGAUCGGCUUCCGGCCAACACGCUCGAUCAGCUAAUCGACGAGCUGGGCGGUCCGGAAAACGUUGCCGAAAUGACGGGUCGCAAGGGGCGGGUGGUACAGAACGACGACGGUUCCAUUCAGUACGAGUCGCGCUCGGAGCAGGACGUCCCGCUGGAAACGCUUAACAUAACGGAAAAGCAACGCUUCAUGGACGGCACCAAGGAUGUGGCAAUCAUCUCCGAAGCAGCCUCGAGCGGUAUUUCGCUGCAAAGCGACCGACGGGUUCGAAACCAGCGACGACGCGUACACAUAACGCUCGAGCUGCCGUGGUCCGCCGACCGGGCAAUUCAGCAGUUUGGCCGUACGCAUCGCUCGAACCAGGUGAACGCACCCGAAUACAUGUUCCUUAUCUCAGACCUGGCCGGUGAGCGGCGCUUCGCCUCAACCGUAGCCAAACGGCUCGAGUCGCUCGGUGCCCUCACGCACGGUGACCGGCGCGCGACUGAAACGCGCGAUUUGUCGCAGUUUAACAUCGACAACAAGUACGGCCGGACGGCGCUGGAGGCGGUGAUGAAGACGAUCAUGGGUUACGAGGCACCGAUCGUACCCCCGCCGGCCGACUAUCAGGGCGAUUUCUUCAAGGACGUGGCGGGCGCGCUCGUUGGCGUGGGUUUGAUCGUCAACAGCGAACAGAUGCCGGGCGUGCUGAGCCUGGACAAGGACUACAACAACAUAUCGAAGUUCCUCAACCGUAUCCUCGGCAUGCCGGUCGAGCUGCAGAACCGGCUGUUCAAAUACUUUACCGACACCCUGGAGGCUACGAUCGAGCAGGCGAAGAAGCGGGGCCGAUUCGAUUUGGGCAUUUUAGAUCUUGGUGCAGCAGGCGAGAACGUGACACGCAUCAAGCUGAUCCGAUUUGCCCGCAAACAUUCUACCGGCAUUGCGCCGACCGAGCUGCACGUCGUUAAGGUGGAGCGUGGCAUGAUCUGGCAGGAAGCAAUCGACAAAUGGGCAGAACUCGGUGGCGAAAAGGAGGGUUUCUACAUCUCGCAACAUCCCCGCAACGGUAAGUACAACGUGAUACUGGCAAUCGAGAUCGAGAAUCCGGCCAAGAAGAAAACGCUGACCGGGGACCGGGAUGCGAAGGGCAGGAAGGAGGCCACCCUGUUCCAGCUCUACCAUCCCAACACGGGCCUCCAGUUCAAGCACGAGACGCUAGCCGAGCUGGAGAAAAAGUACAAAAAGGUGCUCAGCACGGAAGCGGAACCGCACUGGACGCAGCUGUACGACGCGUCGAUCAACACCUGCUCGCACAGCUACUGGAAGGGCCAGUGUCGUAACGUUUCGCUCGGGCAUGAGUGUGAGGUCGGUUUACGACGCCGUACGUACAGCGUGCUGUCCGGCUCGGUACUGGCCGUGUGGGCCCGGGUCGAGAAUAGUUUGGCGGCGCGCAUCGGCGCCCAGUCCCGGCUGCAGGUGAUCCGGCUGAAGACGAAGGAAGGUGUGAAGAUCGUCGGUACGCUCAUUCCAAAGAACUGCGUCGAGCAGCUGGUAAAGGAUCUGGCCACCGAUUCCGAGAAGGUGGACGAGGUGAUCUUUGACGAUCAGUAAAGUUCGAAUGUAAACCCAUCACCCAUGCUCAAUGCUACUGAUUCCGACAACGUCCGACGUGCGCCGGUUCCGCCGUUCUCUUGCUCGGGGAACUGAAAACGAGUGGAGAUAUUUCGCUUUUGUUUUCGAUACAAGACAAAGCCGUGAUCCUGCAAACGGUCGCAAUCCACACACACACACACAUUCAAAAUAGAGUAGUCCGUCUUAUGGUAGUGGUAAAACGCAAGAUUCCCCAAGUUUAGUUUAGUAGCGACUGGUGUCCUUCGAAGAAGAACCUAUUUUGCGUUGUAAAGUUUUUGUAUAAAUUAUCCUAGUUUUAACAACGAACCCGAGCGUUGACACUUGAACCAGCUGGCCAGCACUUUAAGAACAAAUGCGCCCGCCUUCGAUCGUUUCACCGUAUGUACUUCUGUCGUCGCCUGUCUGCCUGUAAUGUUAUCCCUACUUUCAGUGAGAUCUACUAGCGAUAUCUCUCUCUCUCGUGCCCAAUCGGAGAAGAUAGCCAAUAAAGGAUUUAGUGAAAAAAAAA